GAUACAAAAACCAAAAGCUGCAGUGAUUUUGAGAGAAUUUGUUGUACCUGUCAUUAUUUAUGUUAGGUGAAGUUUUCGUCUCACAAUCGACUUUUUGUACCUAAAACUAUAUUUGAAAUGAACUCUAAAUUACUGUGAAACGCAAAUUCGAAACGAAAAUUGAUGUACAAAAAUAGAAAGUGUGUUGAAUCUAUUACUUCAACCAAAUUCAUUAUUAAGUAAUGUAUUAUCGCUUGUCACAUGGCUUUCAAUAUCACACACUUGAGUGAACUUUUGGACAAAAAAUUCUUCAAUUUCUUUCCUAAUUAUCCUAUCCUAAUAAUUCCUUCAGUACAGUUUAUAAAGACCAUCUUUGAGAGAAAAUUAAUAAUCGUUGGGCUACCCUUCUAAACUCUAAUUCACAUGGUAAGCAGUUCAAGUUACACUCACGGAAUUUUGAAGACCGACACAUUAUCUGUUUUGUGUUUUACUGACUUUUUCUAAAUUUUGCAUGUAGGGGAAAUCAAAAAACCAAGCAAAACUCACAAACAGAAAAUGUGUCGGUUUUCAAAAUUCCGUUCGUGUAUUAACUUUUCAAUGAAAAUAUCCUAAAAUUUCAACUAAUUGUUCAGAUUUUUGUGAAUGAGGGCUCGUUAGAAAGCUCUAGCCAAGAACUGUGGAAAUGGAUAAAGCUUGAAGCGAAGUCAGUGAAAGUCAUUCAAAUAUUGCUCCGGUAGAAGAAUUCUUUGAAUAUCACACAUUCUUUUUGAUGGAAGAGGAGCACCACACACAAAAAAUAUCUUUCACGUUCAGCUCCACUGGAGAUUCUGCAGUACACUUCAAAUUGAAGGAAUUGUAAUAAAUUACGAAAAUACUGAAAUAAUGAUCUAAAAGGUCGUUUUCUUGGUCGAUUUCCGCAGCUCCAGGUGCAUGAUUCCACAAACAAAGGAAUAAGGUGCUAUUUUGACAGCGUCAAAACGAAGUUUGUUUGCUAGAGAGGGUAUUGCUUAAAACCAAAUUUCAUUGCUACUUUGGUCAUUACCUCCGAUGAUAUUUAGCAAUCAGUCAUAUGUUUGGUUAUUAUAUACUGUUACUAAAUGCACACUGUACGUACAUCAAACCUAUACAAUACUAUUUAAGCGUGUACGACUUAAGCCAACCAGAAGUUAAUUCUUAUUUAAACAGAAAUUUUCAUUUUCCAACGAAUCUUAUUUAUUAACCUUCCAACUGCGUAUCGUAGGUAAAAAGUACCUAUUUAAAGUUACUUUCUGUGUGAUGGGUCUGAUGUAUGUACGAUAACUAUAUUGUAAAAGGUCUCAGUUUCACGUAUAUAGUCGUACUAUCAAGAUGUUUAGUUUCGUCGUCAUACUUAUCGUACUCUGCGUAUAUCUCAGUUACGUAGUUUUCGAUCGUUUUCAAAAAUUACAACAGUUAAAAAUACCGAACUAUCGAUUCACAAAUUAUCCCCUGUGCAUCGAUAUGAUCUACACCCUCAUCAAACUGGGCAUUUCAACCCCCGAAGAACGAUUCACAAUUAUGGCUGAUAUUUGCUGUCAGCAUCCGGAUCUAACGAAACUAUGGCUGGGACCUAAGUUGGUGGUGUUUGCCAACCACCCACAGCGAAUUCAAAAAAUUCUUUUGUCUCAAAAAUGUGCAGACAAAUGGGAAAUGUUCUAUUCGUUUAUGGAACGCGAAAAUGGACUCAUCUCAGCACGGACGCAUUUAAAGUGGAAAGAACAUCGGAAAUUUUUUAACUUCUGCUUCAGUCUGCAAAGUAUUGAAAGUUUUGUGUCAUCAUUUGCACGGUGCGGUGACGAUCUGUGUGAUACGUUGGAAAAAGAAGCUGAGUGCAUGGAAAUUGAUUUUUUACCGCUGGUAAAGAAGCUCACAUUCAACAUGGUAUGUGCAACUGCUUUGGAUAUGAGAGCAAAAGAUGCAUUUGCUGAUUCAAAUUUUGAGAAUAUUUUCGACAGCUUUGAAACGACCGAAAAAGCUCUGAACUACAAAAUUGAGAUACCCUUCCUGUAUCCAAAAACUAUUUACAAAUUGACGAAGUUACGACGCGAAGAGAAAAAAGCACAACAUGUGUUGGACGCAUUUCGGCACAGCAUCAUGAAUAAGCGGCGAUCAAUUAUGGAUGCUAUGGAAUCGACCAACAACAACGACUAUAAAGGUAACAGAAGAGUAGUACUGGUGGAUCACAUCAUCCGGCACGAGAACAACUUUACCAGCAAAGAAAUCCUCGAUCAUGUGUUGACCUUUAUAGGGGGCUAUGAAACAAUUGCAAAUGCCUUAGCACACUGCAUACUGUUAUUGGCAAUGCAUCCAAAAGCUCAAGGUAAAUUGUUCGAAGCUAUCCAAAAGUUCAUUUCUUCGGACGAUGAUGCAAAUAACUCGGUAAUUGUCAAUGGUAUAGAAUAUCUCGAAUGCGUGCUACGAGAAUCUUAUCGACUGUUGCCCGCUGUGCCAACCAUUUUAAGGGAAGUUACCGAUGACUUUGAAAUUGAACCGGGCUUAGUCAUACCGAAAGGUGUUCAUUUAGUCAUAAACAUUUAUGCAUUGCAUCGUCAAAUCAAUAUUUGGGGAUCGGAUGCGAAUGAAUUCAAACCGGAACGCUUUGCUCCGGAGAAAGCAGACGAUCGUCAUAUAUUCUCGUUUUUACCGUUCUCCGGUGGGUCAAGAAUUUGCAUUGCGAAUAAAUAUUCCAACAUUGCGAUUAAGAUGACGAUCGUUAAACUGUUGAGAAGGUUCCAUCUGAAAACGACAAUGAAAAUGGAAGACAUUAAGUUGAAGUCUUACGUGUCAUUGAAACUUUGUACAGAACAUUCCAUUUCGCUGGAACGACGAACACACUAAAUUCUCAGCUCUAAAUCCAAAUUUGAGUGCAAUAGAUAUAUCGGAAUCAUUUUCUAUCAAUGUCCAUUUCCAUCUUGUUGUCAGAUCACUUUUUACCUACGUUCCCUGUGUUUCAAUGAGGACAGAACCGUAAACUCGGGGAAAUAAUUUGGCUCAAAAACGUGAGGUACUAUGUACUAUGUACUAUCAUGUGCCGAUGCAAAGAUAAACUCGAAUCCACGCCAUUAGUCGUAUAAAUCUAUACGUCAG
Molecule: messenger RNA, 3084 nt
Organism: Bradysia coprophila
Lineage: Eukaryota; Metazoa; Arthropoda; Insecta; Diptera; Sciaridae
Product: putative cytochrome P450 313a4
Molecular function (GO): oxidoreductase activity, acting on paired donors, with incorporation or reduction of molecular oxygen; heme binding; iron ion binding
Source: RefSeq, a predicted model, not a curated record